GCAUGCAUUCCCGAACUGCUGGCCUCCCGACGAGCUGGCUGUGCAGAUAGUCUGAGGGAAGAGGUUGCUGCAGCAAAAAGUGGGUUACAUACAUUACAGACAGUACGGCUCUGCCCUUGGAAACGAAAGGCCCAUAAUUUAAGAAAACGCCCCGGGAAGAGCGGGGCCGGGCCAGCCCAGCAUUCUGUCACAGCUCAUUUGGACCUUCGUAGGGGCGUCCUGCGAAGAGCCAUGGGGGUGUUGAUGUCCAAGCGGCAGACAGUGGAGCAGGUGCAGAAGGUGAGCCUGGCCGUGUCUGCUUUCAAGGAUGGGCUGCGGGACAGGCCUUCCAACCAACGCACAGGUGAGCUUCCAGGGUCCCACCAUGACACUGUAGAGGGCUCUGUCCAGGAGGUGCAGGAGGAGAAGGAAGCAGAGGCAAGCACCUCCGUGCUCCAAGAAGAGAGCAGCAUCAACCGUGCAGCCUGGGAGAGGCUCCGAGACGGGCGCGGAGUGGAACCUGAGGAGUUUGACAGGAACAAUCGUUUUACCCCUCCUGCCUUCACCCGCCCUACCCGGAAGCUGGACGAUGACAAGCCUCCAGAUAUCUGCUUGGAACCCAGAGAGCCUGUCGUCAGUGAUGAGAUGUGUGAUGUCUGUGAGGUCUGGACGGCCGAGAGCCUCUUCCCGUGCAGGGUCUGCACCAGGGUUUUUCAUGAUGGCUGCCUGCGUCGCAUGGGCUACAUCCAAGGAGACAGUGCAGCAGAGGUGACCGAGAUGGCACACACGGAAACAGGCUGGAGCUGCCACUACUGUAACAAUCUCAACUUGCUGCUCACCGAGGAGGAGAUGUACAGCCUCACAGAGACCUUUCAGCAGUGCAAAGUCAUCCCUGAUUGCUCUCUGACGCGGGAGGACUUCCUGCGCUACCGCCACCAAGCAGCAAAGCGGGGGGACAGUGACAGGGCUUUAAGCGAGGAGCAAGAGGAGCAGGCAGCCCGCCAGUUUGCAGCCCUGGACCCUGAACAUCGAGGACACAUAGAGUGGCCUGACUUCUUGUCCCAUGAGUCCCUCCUGCUUCUGCAGCAAUUGCGUCCCCAGAACUCUCUGUUAAGGCUUCUGACAGUCAAGGAGCGGGAGCGAGCCCGGGCCACCUUCCUGGCGUGGGGCAGUGGGGGCACCAUCAGUGAGGCAGAGUGCCACCGCGCACGGCACUCCUGGUUCCACAAACUCCUCCCAGAGGCUCCUUCCUCCAGUGUCAGCAUCAGCCAUGUGGGUCCCAUAGCAGACAGCAGCCCAGCCAGCAGCAGCAGCAAGAGUCAGGACAAGGCCCUGAUGCCCAGAGAGCGUGAAUCCAGAUCUGUGGACUGGCCUACCUUCCUGCGGGAGAAUGUCAUCUACAUCUUGGCUGCCCGCCCAAACAGCGCAGCCAUUCACCUGAAACCCCCAGGAUAGCAUGGAGCAGAGAAUUCUGGGACAGUGGUGUUCUCUCCUUUUCCCUUCUCCCUCUCCCCCACCAACCUCUGGUACUGAGGCUUAGGAGGAUGGAGCACUGCCAGCAUCUCAGUUUUUCACCAAGUUAUGGCACUGAAAUCACCAUUCCCCUCACAGCAGAGGCAGUAAACGCACUGCCACAGGGAGACGCCCUGGGAGCUGUGGCAGCACCCAGUCCCGGACACACCCACCCACCUCCACAUGAUAGACGGGACCCACCACUGCACAUGUAUACGCCUGCACACUCACCCCUUGCAGCCCAUGCCUUCAGAGACCUGGUUUUUUUGGUUUAAAAAGACCAAAGUUCCUUUGUGAAGCCACUGGUAUAGAUGAGGGGUCUUGACUCACCCCAUUCUAUUGGCCAGUUCCAAUUCCAUUAGAUAAGACACUGGCCAAGCGAUUCUUAAUAAGGGGCAUAUCAGACCCACGAGCUGUCCUGGAGAUGCUGACAGGUUCCCUUUCCCCCAUUGAAAAUCCCUCCUGUGCUGAGCCACUGUUCUAGUAGGUGUGUGCUAUGUCCCUCAGGGGUGUUGGGGUGGGAAAUGGUUAAAAACCACCACUGCACUUCAGCACAUGAUGUACUUAAAUUCCAAUUCCUGGUAACAGAGAAGGUAACGAGUCUGUGGAGCCCUAAUUAGAAAAGGGGGAGGCAGUCCCUCCCAGGGACCCAGAAGUCUAGGAACGUCUCAGCCAGGUCAUUCGAGUCCUUUAAAAGUCUUUAGAAGAGCUGCCAAAAAUCAGGGUGAGCCAUCCUGGCCCUUGUUUUUCAGAUGCGAGCUCAUGGCCCAGAGCCCACGGGGCCUGAAUGGAAUAGUUAUGAUGGCAGGAGUCACCGCCCUCUGUGGUACAUGCUUCACCCAAGUCAGCCACCAGGGAGACCUGCAGCCUGAGCUCCGGUGAGGACAAGGUCUGGAUGGAAGAAAAGAGGCGAGGGCUCGUGCUUUUCCGUCCUUCCAGCUCAACUCAACUGUAGACCUAGAGAAGUGUGCCAUUGUGUGGGGAACAGAGCCAGCCUCUUCCGCAGACCAAGAAAGAGCAGCUCCACAGAAACUCUGAGGAGGGACUUCUUUCAACCACCCUGGCAAAGAGGGUAAGAGGCUGGAUCGAAGACGAGGAUCUGCAUCCCAGCUCUCUUAAGCAGAUAAAAUUCCAGCAAAGCCUCACAGAAGGACUCAGUUUUCUCUUCUCCCCAUCACUGAGGUACGGCCUGAGUUGCUACUUCUCCCCACUGUUUGCUACACGUUCUUCUCCACCGGGAUAAGGCCUGGGCCUAGAAUGGGAGACCUUGGGGGACAAGCAGGGGCUGCCACAAGGCCACCAAGCCUGGCCUCCACGCCCAGCAAUCCUUCCUAAGUUCUCAAGUCGGUGCCUGUUGUGGGUCAGCCCUGGUCCUUGGGUUCAGGUUUCUGUUUCCAACCUAAUGGCAGGUUUAGCCAGAUCUGACUACCAAGAGGUAUUUGAGAGGGGGUUGGCUCUAUAUGCAGAAGCUAACAUAUCUCCAUUGCUCAAGUGAUUUGUACUAAAUUAGGUGUUUACAAAAGCAGCAGCAUACAGCUCAUUGUUGAGGUGCAUAGAGGAAAGAGGGGAGCCACA
This is a messenger RNA of Myotis daubentonii (Daubenton's bat), 3066 nucleotides long. It is a transcript of the gene PHF24, whose product is annotated as PHD finger protein 24. NCBI's taxonomy places the organism in Eukaryota, Metazoa, Chordata, Mammalia, Chiroptera, Vespertilionidae. The record is from RefSeq and is a predicted model, not a curated record. Gene Ontology annotation, cellular component: nucleus; cytoplasm. Gene Ontology annotation, molecular function: transcription corepressor activity.